Molecule: messenger RNA, 1586 nt
Organism: Williopsis jadinii
Lineage: Eukaryota; Fungi; Ascomycota; Saccharomycetes; Phaffomycetales; Wickerhamomycetaceae
Exons: 1
Coding region: 361-1539 (392 amino acids)
Source: RefSeq, a predicted model, not a curated record
GUCGGAACAUGUCAGAACAUAUCGGAACAUGUCGGAAUUCAUUAUUGUCAUGGAGAACCCGUCACGGCGCCUCACCAGGGCAACAACAGUACAAAAAUCUUUUUCCCAUUUGUUUUUCCCUCUUUUCUUUUCAUUUCCUUUGUUUACUUUUUGUCUCGAAGCAUAAACAGGUUUCCACCUUUGAUCUCCAUUUGGUUGCAAGUCCGUGUAAGUCUGUGGAGACUCUGAGCGAGGUUGCUUGUAACUGUUAUCGUAUACUGUUCUAGACCACCACGCUGUUGUAUCUUCCUUGGGACUUGGGUAUAUUGAUCCUUUGAUAGGCGUGCACUGACGUUCUUUGCUACCCGUAUUACCACUCCCAUGCUUGAAUCGCACUUGAACCUUUCAUUACCGAUGCCCGAUGCCUAUGAUUACGCUGGUGAACAGCUGAUACUGAACAGUCUGCGGACUGAGGAGUCUCCUCUACAGAACGAGGUGAAGGAAGCGCAAAUCGAUGCGUCAACUCCGGUAGAUACCGGGGAAGAUGGGACUGAUAAGGAAGACCAAGUGAAUACGAGUGCAGACGCAGCGAAUAUAAUGAAUGCCUUGAAAUUAGACUCUUCACCUGAGAAGUCUUUGACUUCGAAACAACUUGAACGAGUGCUGAAACCGGGGGAUGCUGAGGAAGAAGAAGAAGAAGAAGAAGAAGAAGACAUUAUCGACGUAUCCGAUUCUUCAACAGACGACAGCAGGGACCAAAGCGAAGAAAUCGAGGAGUUCCCACUGUUUCCCGAACGAAUCAACGGCUCUAACAUCAUUGAAGACGAGCGUAUACUAUCUACACCAGAAAAGAGAAAAGCUGAGGAAUCGCCUGAAGAGUUGGAGAACAGUAUCUGCAAGAGAACAAGAUCGCAAAGUUCACAGUUUGACACACUAUCGCCCAUGGCACAGAAAAUGGUGGAGCAUUCUCAAAUCCCUUCCAAGAUCCCGGUACUGAUGAGUAUGGCGACAAAUGAAGUUCUGAGACGCCGUUCCAAGCGUCUCCAAGAUAUAGAUGUGGAUUCACAUAGGCUCAAGUGCCAACCAAAACAAGUUGAUGUCCCACUUCGGCCAGCGUUAAAGUCCGAAUAUGGACGUGCCCAUGACUGCGAACCUGGGUCUGCAAAUGUCAACCUUGUUGUUGAUUGUAAGAGCGGGCUGCUGACGGAGGCAACUCGAUAUGCCACUGCGUUGAACUCCGUUAACGGUGACCUCGGAGUAGAACUACCGAAGAGGAGCGACGAGCUCGUACAGAUCGCAAUGCUAGGAGCUCGGAAAUCCACAAAGAAUGCAAAGGUGGCCCUUGUGCGAGGAUACACGGUUAAAGGAGGGUCCAGGGAUAAGAAGGGCUCGACAAUUGGGUUCUAUUCUCAAGAGCAGUACAAAAAGUACUGCGAUUCACCGUCCAAAGUGAUAAAGCCGUACGAUGGGGACAGUAACGACGACGUUGAUGCUUCUACAGCAGUGCCCUCGAGGCGCGGGAAGAAAGGAGUUAGAUGGGCAAGCGAAUUGGAAUGGUAGAUUAAGACAUUUUAUCACUAACAUCUUAUACAACGGAGACGUGGCUG